This is a messenger RNA of Eubalaena glacialis (North Atlantic right whale), 6938 nucleotides long. It is a transcript of the gene KLHL29, whose product is annotated as kelch like family member 29. The transcript has 15 exons. Gene Ontology annotation, molecular function: protein binding. NCBI's taxonomy places the organism in Eukaryota, Metazoa, Chordata, Mammalia, Artiodactyla, Balaenidae. The record is from RefSeq and is a predicted model, not a curated record. The coding region runs from base 1591 to 4218 and encodes 875 amino acids.
GGCCCGCCCGCAGUCCCGGCGGCCGCCGCGCCUGAGUGCAGCCCCCGCCCGGAGCCCGAGCCCCGAGCCCGGAGCCAACCCUAGCCCCGCGGCCGCCGCGGCUGUGGGUAGAGCGGGGGGGGCGAUGCUGCCGGAGCCGCCGCCGCCUCGGUGAGAGCCGCGCCGCGCCGCGCGUAGCCGCACAGGCUGACAGGCAGAAGGACUGACUUCCCUCUCUCGGGCAUCCUUCCUGGGCUGCCGGGAGGCGGCGGCGGAGGAGGAGGAGAAGGAAAAGGGGGAGAAGGCGGAGAGCAGGAACGCGAGGAGGUGGACCUGGAUCCGUUUCUCCCGGCCAGGACCCGAGCGGCCCCAGCUACAGCUACCCGCAGGCGCCGUCCCCUAUCCAUCAGCCCUCCUGCGCCCACUCGCGACCCCAGGCUCUCUGCGCGUCGGACCGGGGCCAGAGCCGCGCGGCCGGAGACGGCCUGGCCUCCUGGUGAUGCUCACGCUGUGCUAAGUGUUGGUGGCCAUCGAGGAUUUUGCAUCCUGGGGACGAAUCCUGAGCUUGCCAGAGACGGACGGUGCAAGUGCUACUUUCCACGAAAGCCAGAACCUUGCCCCAUCCUUGCCUGCUUUCAGGAUCUUGCACAGAGCCAGGCAUCAUGAAGGCAAGAGGUGGUCAGUAAAUUUGAUACGACUUGACAAGGAAAGGGCAGAACGUGUAUUAAUCAAGAGCGUGCCUAAGGGGUUGCUUGGGAGGCAAAAGGGGGCAGAGUCCUGACUCGUGAAAGUGGAGCCCCAGAAGAGGAAGAAGGCUACCUCUUAAUUUCCCAGGAAGGGGUUCUGGAUAAGCAGGAGCCCCCAGAGAUGGAGAAGAGAGAGCUGCAUGCUCACGCCAGCGCCGGUGAAGGUGCCACAAGUCCUGCUGCUGAAGUGGCUGUUGGCUCUGCAUUCACUCUGGACAGGGAUUUUAAUGUCCCCAGCCCUUGGGGCAAUUCUGCAGCCAUCAGCCCAGACACUACUUACUCAGUGGAAUAAAAAAGCAGUCAAGUCUCUCCCAAGGAAGAUAAUAUCCUGUCACAGGCAGUAUGAUCUGCCAGCCAUGUGAUGGCCGUUCCCUAAUGUUUCCAAAUAGACUUUUGAAUAGACCCUUGUCUAGAAGAGAGCAAAUUGCAAGAGCAUUUUUGGCAGCCAAAUAGAGAGCGAGUAUUAGUCUUUCUUCUUCACAACUCUUGCUGCUAGGUCUGGCUCCAGGCACCGAGUAGGAUUCAUCCAUCAGCUUGGGUCACUGAUGAACACCAUUUGCUGUGAAGAGACAUCUUGUUGAAUUAGUCAAUUCUGCAAGAUUCGGAAUAAUCAGGCGUGCCAGAGGCAGCCUGUGAGAGAGCAGGAGGCCUGCUUAGAGAAGGGAAGUAACUGCAAAGUCUAGCUCCCAAUUCUGCAAUCGUGUGUUUGCAGGACCGUGGGAAAGCAGGCUCCAGGCUCUAGUGUUUCCAUUCUCUGUGAAGCCACCAAGAACAGGGAGUCAGAAGGAGCAAAGAUGGUUCCUCGUCAUGAUAACUUUGGGUCCGGCCUCUGUUUCCACGUGAGGAGCAGCUGCGGCCCACCGAGAUGUCCCGGCACCACAGCCGCUUCGAAAGAGAUUACCGGGUGGGCUGGGACCGCCGCGAGUGGAGUGCCAACGGGACGCAUGGGACCACCAGCAUCUGCAGUGCCACCACCGGGGCGGGUGGCGGCACAGCCAGCAGCCUCAGCGCCCGGCCCGGCCUCCUGCCGCUACCCGGGGUGCCCUCCCGGCUGCCCACACCCGCCACGGCCCCCGCGCCCUGCACCACCGGCAGCAGCGAGGCCAUCCCCAGCCUCGUGGCCAGCUCUGCCUCCGCCGUCACCACCAAGGCCCCCGGCAUCUCCAAAGCAGACAAUCAGUCCCAGGGACUCACGACCAGCAUCCGGUGGGGGCAGACGCCCAUCAAUCAGUCCACGCCUUGGGACACUGAUGAGCCGCCCUCCAAACAGAUGAGGGAGAGCGACAAUCCAGGCACAGGGCCGUGGGUGACCACAGUGGCCGCCGGGAGCCAGUCUGCCCUGAUCGCACACUCCUACGGAGUGGCCCAGCCUCCCACCUUCAGCCCGGCUGUGAACGUCCAGGCCCCGGUCAUUGGGGUGACCCCUUCACUGCCUCCCCAUGUGGGGCCCCAGCUCCCGCUGAUGCCAGGCCACUACUCACUCCCACAGCCGCCCUCUCAGCCACUGAGCAGCGUGGUGGUCAACAUGCCCGCCCAGGCCCUGUAUGCCAGCCCGCAGCCCCUGGCUGUUUCCACGCUGCCCGGCGUCGGGCAGGUGGCCCGCCCAGGACCCACCACUGUGGGCAAUGGCCACAUGGCGGGGCCCCUGCUGCCUCCACCGCCGCCGGCCCAGCCGUCUGCCACUCUCCCCAGCGGUGCCCCUGCCACCAAUGGACCCCCCACGUCAGACUCGGCCCACGGGCUGCAGAUGCUACGGACCAUUGGCGUGGGGAAGUAUGAGUUCACCGACCCCGGGCACCCCAAAGAAAUGUUGAAGGAAUUGAACCAGCAGCGCAGAGCGAAAGCGUUUACAGACCUGAAAAUUGUUGUUGAAGGCAGAGAGUUUGAAGUCCACCAAAAUGUUCUAGCUUCCUGCAGCUUGUAUUUCAAGGACCUGAUUCAAAGGUCGGUGCAAGACGGCAGCCAGUGCGGCCGGGAGAAGCUGGAGCUCGUCCUGUCCAACCUGCAGGCCGACGUCCUUGAGCUGCUGCUGGAGUUUGUCUACACGGGCUCCCUGGUCAUCGACUCGGCCAACGCCAAGACCCUGCUAGAGGCAGCCAGCAAGUUCCAGUUCCACACCUUCUGCAAAGUCUGCGUGUCCUUUCUCGAGAAGCAGCUGACGGCCAGCAACUGCCUGGGGGUGCUGGCCAUGGCCGAGGCCAUGCAGUGCAGCGAGCUCUACCACAUGGCCAAGGCCUUUGCGCUGCAGAUUUUCCCCGAGGUGGCGACCCAGGAGGAGAUCCUAAACAUCUCCAAGGAUGACUUCAUUGCCUACAUCGCCAAUGACAGCCUCAACACCAAGGCCGAGGAGCUAGUGUACGAGACCGUCAUCAAGUGGAUCAAGAAGGACCCCGUGUCCCGUGCGCAGUACUCGGCGGAGCUCCUGGCUGUGGUCCGCCUCCCCUUCAUCCACCCCAGCUACCUGCUCAACGUGGUUGACAACGAGGAGCUGAUCAAGUCAUCGGAAGCGUGUCGGGACCUGGUCAACGAGGCCAAACGCUACCACAUGCUGCCACACGCCCGCCAGGAGAUGCAGACGCCCCGAACGCGGCCCCGCCUCUCAGCAGGUGUGGCCGAGGUCAUCGUUUUGGUUGGGGGCCGUCAGAUGGUGGGGAUGACUCAGCGCUCGCUGGUGGCCGUCACCUGCUGGAACCCACAGAACAACAAGUGGUACCCCCUGGCCUCACUGCCUUUCUAUGACCGCGAGUUCUUCAGUGUAGUGAGUGCCGGGGACAACAUCUACCUUUCAGGUGGGAUGGAAUCAGGGGUGACGCUGGCCGAUGUCUGGUGCUACAUGUCCCUGCUCGAUAACUGGAACCUCGUCUCCAGGAUGACGGUCCCCCGCUGUCGGCACAAUAGCCUUGUCUAUGAUGGGAAGAUUUACACCCUCGGGGGACUUGGCGUGGCAGGCAACGUGGACCACGUGGAGAGGUAUGACACCAUCACCAACCAAUGGGAGGCGGUGGCCCCUCUGCCCAAGGCAGUGCACUCGGCAGCAGCCACAGUGUGUGGAGGCAAGAUCUACGUGUUUGGGGGCGUGAACGAGGCGGGCCGAGCUGCAGGCGUCCUCCAGUCUUACGUUCCACAGACCAACACGUGGAGCUUCAUCGAGUCCCCGAUGAUUGACAACAAGUACGCUCCCGCCGUCACCCUCAAUGGCUUCGUUUUCAUCCUGGGUGGGGCUUAUGCCAGAGCCACCACCAUCUAUGACCCUGACAAAGGGAACAUUAAGGCGGGUCCCAACAUGAAUCACUCUCGCCAGUUCUGCAGUGCCGUGGUACUCGAUGGCAAGAUUUAUGCAACUGGAGGCAUUGUUAGCAGUGAGGGGCCUGCCCUGGGCAACAUGGAAGCUUAUGAGCCUGCAACCAACACGUGGGCCCUCCUCCCCCACAUGCCCUGCCCCGUGUUCAGACACGGCUGCGUCGUGAUAAAGAAAUAUAUUCAAAGCGGCUGACAUCAGCGGAAAGCCCACGCCGAGACUGUGGACAGACACGUCUGGUGAGGCAAAUGCUACUCACAAAGAUCAACUUUCAGCAACACCAAUAAGAGGCCGACCAACACAAUCAAGGAACUCACUACGCUACACAUGUUGAAUACCGUCUACAUUGAAUGUAGGAAAUCAUCCUCGCCUUUGGGGAAAAUGAGGGAGUAGCCUCCGGGCAGCAGGAACCGCGACCGAGCGAGCGAGCUGGGCCUCGGGGCUCCUGCAGAGGCACUUGCUCUGAACGGAGGCGCUCACUCUGCCCAGUGCAAUAGUUUCACAUAUUUUUCAACUGGGAGAGAGAAGCCGUUUUUUCCUUCCUGCAGGGCAAGCUUGAUCCCCAGCCAACCAUAGAUCAGUUAUCCUAUGACAAUAUUAGGCGUCAGGCUCUCUUGGAAUAAGAUCAAAGUGUCCUUAUCACUUUGAUUCCUACUUUUGUUUUUAACCAAUCUACGCUUUCAGUGGCCGAGGGAAAAUAAGGGACAAUACUAUGUAUGGGGCCCGAGGCCUAGGAGGCUGCUGGUCCCCCACUGGGUCGAAGAUAAGUCCAGGCUCUUCGCGGAGCCAGAUGUGACUGGAGCGGCGGCAGCCGUGGGGACAGCUAGGGAGAACCGUCUGUCCCUUCACAGGGUUUCCUACCAUGCUUUUGCUGGAGAAGGACAAGGUGAUUGUGCUAGCUUUCUCUUAUCCCAUAUGAAUUAUUUAGAUUUCCAAGGCAUUUUCUUGAUAAACAAAAGGCUAUUUUUAAGUACCGAGAGAAGGAGGCGGCCACGAGAGGGAUAACGCGGGAAUUCCCAAAGCUCUUUGUAGGUAGUGCCAGAGUGGGGCAUUUGCUCUAAUUUUUCUAUGUUCAGAAUAGAGGAUCUCUCCUGGGUGGGGGUGAAUGCCCCCGUUUUAUUUUUAGAAAAAAGUAACUCCCAGACAGCCCCGUAAAAGCUGUGCCUCGUGGAAGCAUUGUCAUAGAGAGACAACUCUGCUCCUGAAGGAAACCAGUUCUGGCUCGUGAUAUCAGUUCAGCUCCCUCCAUGAGGUAAAGCUGAGGACCCAGGCCAGGUUGGAAGGGAAGGAGGGAGAAUACAUGUCUACAAAGCACAGGAGACUAUUUUUGAUAUUUAUAGCUAUAUAUUAAGGCACCUGCCACAAAGAGCUCUCAGGAUGGGGACAGCCUUCUCAGACGAGCCGUGACAGCCAAGGCCUGAGGGGCAAGAGGAGAAUCACUCUUCUAGUAGCAUCUUAACCCAAGCAGGGGGGCCAGAAGGGAGGCCACGCCGUGGCUCACAGAGGAAGGCCUUCCCUCUAGUCCUCAGACCCUCAAACCUCACGUGGUGACCAGUUUCCAUUCCAGGGCACGAAGGAGGCAGCCGCCACUGCUGUGCUGUUUCGCUGAAGUUGGUACCAAAUACACAUUUACCAUUUUUAUACCUGGUAAGUCGACUUGCCGUCAUUUCAUCAUAAAAACCACUUAUAAGGAGAAAAGGACAGGACACGCUCUCCAUCUUUCAGUAUUUAAUGACACAAAGUCCCAAUGUCGGGCAUCAACUUCUAGCACUACAAGUGUGGCUCCCACUUGGACAAGAUACCGAGCUUCGUUAUGCAGUUUUUAAUAUUAUUUAUUCUUUUAAAAAGUAAUAAGCACAAAACUACAUACGUUGUAUGUCAUUUAAAGUAUUUAUGUCAAACAGGGUGCAAGUGUGAACCCAAGGACUGGAGCACAAGUGUCUAACUGCCUGGGGCAGGGCCAUGUCAGCGUUGGUGGGCGUCUACCUCCAAAGGAGGUGCUAGUGGUCAGCGAGACUCAACACAGACGACACUGAAAUCCUGUUCUCUCCUCAGUUAUCACACUGGAGCAAAACUGGCUAUUUCUGUGAAUGACAUAAAACAGGGUUCUCUGUAACGGUGUUGUACAUAGUACAUGUUUAUUGUUAAGUUCUUGUUAUAAUAAAUAUAUUUAUAGAUCUAGACUCGGAAGCCAAUGUAAUGCCUCUGUGUGCCACUGUCCUUGCCACCGAGAUGAGAAACCCCAGUGCAGGCCUGUGCCACCUCUCCCAUCAGCUGUCUGGGCUCUGUUACAGACUUGAAUGCACAUCUUGGUGAUCAUAAAGGAUAGGACUCCUCAGCGAGGGAAUGAAUGUACAGGGCUGAAAGGCAAGAAUAAAGGGCAAUUAAAGGUCAAAGCUGAAAGGGACUUGCAAACACUCUGGCAUCGACUCUGAGGAUCUCCCUUCAGUUUAAGUGCUCUUAUUACACUUGUGCAACUGAAAACUUCAAAAAGUUACCUUCCCCCUGGUCUGCUUCCUGUGCCAGAGGCUGUCCUGGAGAACUGUGACAAAUCCACAUGGCAACUCCACGCCAUCAGCCUGAGAAGAGACGCAACACCCUUCCUUCAGGAAGAACAAGUUGUGACUGCCAUUCUAAAAUCCAGUCGGGGGCCUCCCUGCCUUCUUCAGUCCCGCCUGAGGCUGUUCUCUAACCUGUUGUAUAGACCGGCUUUGCUCUCCUAAGGAUACCCACGCAAAGCCCAGGGCAAAAGUGUAGAACACCAGACGGGAUUGCGCCCUCUCUUGCAUGGAAGGACUUUAGAUUUAACGGAUUAGUAGGAGAAGGUAGAUUUACCAGCAUUUUACCCAAGGGAAGAGCCCCACACCCUUAAUCCCCAAAUCUCACCAAGACCUAGUACCUCCUUGCAAGAAAAA